UCGUGUCACGCGGUGAGUGAGCGCAGAGAAUUUUAGUGUGCCUUCGAAGUUCUUGUGCACGCGUCGCGCGAAGUGUUUGGGGCGCGAUUAGUUGGGCUGAGUGGUUGCUUGUUGUAAGUGGGCGGCGGAAAGCGCCUUUGUGGUGAUCUUGUGGAUCUUGUUUACAAAAGCUGACGAAUAUUCGAUAAGACGCCGACAAAUAUCAGAGACAAGUACACACAUACUUACAUAUGCAAACACUUAAGAAUUACAGCAGCAAAAACAUCAAAUCAGAUAACAAUUUGUAAGUUUCAUAAACCGCUUUAAAGCGCUACAACAACAACAAGCACAACAAAUUGCAGACCACCGCGUUUGUUUUUCUCGAAGCUGCGCAAUGAAUUGGCGGCUUUUAUUUAUUUUGGUCGCCACAACACUGUGGAUUGGCGAUGUAUCAUCACUGUCACUGGAUCCAGUGGCGUCCGCCGAAUUGGAACAACACAUCAAAAAGGGAGAUUGUGUGAUUUCUAUGCGACACAUACGUCCCCGUCGCAAAUUGCAUAUCUCCAUCGAAGCACUUUUCAUGAUCGACUUCCCAACGUUGAAGCAUAAAUUCUCCUUUUUCCUGGAUCGACGCGAACAGCGUGUUACACUGGACAUUAGCGCCAGCGGUGUAACGGAAUCCUUACAAUUCGUCAUACCGAACAUCAACGAGACGAGCACGAUACGCUCGAUGGCGUUGCACUUUCACAAAAACCGCAUUGCGCUGCUGGUCGAUUGCAAAGAGAGCGACGCACACGAGCUCGAUAUGAACCUAUCGAAAUUGUACAUACAGAUGGAUGAUCCGGUUAUUAAAUUGUUCCGCGAACGCAAAUAUCCCUUGCAUUUUGAUGGCAAUUUGGAGCAUGCGCUGCAGCGCGCCAACUGUCAGAAAGGUCUCAAUCGGCACGGCAAUAGGCGCAUGCUGAAGACGAAAGUCACCACAGAGCGUGAGAAAAAUAAAAAACGCGACGUGCGCAACUUCUACAACUCGGACAGCAGUUAUGAGCGCUUCACGCAACGUCAAUUGCCGUUAGAUUUCGAACAACGCGGCGAUAUACCGAUGAUGCAUGGCGAUUGUGAAGACGCCCUCGCAAAAUCCAUCAGCGACUUAAUGGCUUUGGUAAAACUGCUGCGUGAAGAUAUCGCCCACCAACGCGAAGAGAUCGCCUACUUGCGCAAACUGCUAGAGAACUGCGCUGGCUGCAAGGAGCCCACGACCAGCAAUAGUCUACGCAUCGAGCCGACUUGUCGCACUGCGAAUCCAUGUUAUCCUGGUGUUGACUGCUUUGAGACAAUGGCGGGCCUGAGGUGCGGCCGCUGUCCGGCCGGCAUGGUUGGUGACGGCAAGAUCUGUAAGCCAGGCGUUACGUGCGCGGAGCGGCCCUGUUAUGUAGGCGUACAGUGUCACGAUACAUUGAAUGGUGCGCAGUGUGAUGCCUGUCCCAUUGGCUAUGAAGGUGAUGGACGUACUUGCAGCAAGCAUAAUCCCUGUGUGGAUGGACCAUGUCCCUCGGGCGUCGAGUGCGUUGAAAUGGACUUCCCGCCAUACUUCCGUUGUAUACCCUGCUCACCUGGUACACACAUGAAUGGCACGAAAUGUCAUGACAUCAACGAAUGCGACAUUUAUCAUCCUUGCGACCCGAAAACGGAAUGUAUAAACCUCAAUCCUGGUUUUCGCUGUGAGCCUUGCCCACACGGCUUCGAUGGAAUUCACAGUAGAGGUUUUUAUCUGGAAUAUGUUGCCCCUGAUUUUCGUAAGCAAACUUGCAAUGAUAUUGAUGAGUGCGCAAAAGGUUUGGACCGCUGUCAUGCGCACUCGGUCUGCGUAAAUACGAUUGGCUCAUAUCAAUGCAAGUGUGUUGAUGGCUAUUUCGCCAAUGGUACGAACGUUUGCUUGCCCACAUCGGAUAUGUGCCCUGAUGGCACUAUUUGCGAUCACAAUGCCUAUUGCCAGCUAACGGAUAACUUUAAGUAUACCUGCAAAUGCAAUGUCGGCUGGGCUGGCAAUGGUUUCGUCUGCGGUCGCGAUCGUGAUCUUGACGGUUGGGCGGACUUUGAUCUAGAUUGUGGUGAUGUACGUUGUAGACGUGACAAUUGUCCAGAUUUACCGAACUCGGGACAGGAAGAUGCAGAUAAUGAUGGCAUUGGUGAUGGUUGUGACGAUGAUGCCGAUGGUGAUGGCGAGAAGAAUGAUAAGGAUAAUUGCCCAUAUGAUUACAAUGAUAAUCAGUCGGACUCGGAUCACGAUGGUGUGGGCGAUGCGUGUGACAAUUGUCCAUUCGUGCCGAAUCGUAAGCAAUUGGACUCGGAUCAUGAUGGUAUGGGCAAUGAUUGUGAUGAGGAUAUGGAUAACGAUAACAUAGCGAAUACGUACGAUAACUGUAUGACAAUACCGAAUCCGAAUCAGUCCGAUGUGGACAACGACGGUAUAGGCGAUGCUUGUGACAACUGCCCGACCAUACCGAAUCCGUCGCAGGAGGACAGAGACAGCGAUCUGGUAGGUGAUGCGUGCGACUCGGAUAUUGAUGGUGACGAUGAUGGUGUGCAAGACAGUGAAGACAAUUGUAACUCUAUUAGUAACUCUGAUCAGUUGGACACCGAUGGUGAUGGCAAAGGUGACGCAUGUGAUGAUGACAUGGAUGGCGAUGGCAUACCGAAUCACCGCGACAACUGUCCCUUAGUACGAAAUCCCGAUCAGACGGACUUAAACCACAACGGUAAGGGCGACAUUUGCGAAUACGAUGAGGACGAGGAUGGCACACCCAACUUUAUUGAUAACUGCCCGAAUAAUUCCAUGAUCUAUUCAACGGACUUCCGCGCAAUCCGCUCGGUUAUACUCGAUCCGGAAGGUGAUGCACAACGCGAUCCCAAUUGGGAAGUACACGCCAAUGGCUCCGAAAUCGUACAAACACUGAACAGUGAUCCCGGCUUGGUGGUGGGACACGACGCCUUUGGUGGUGUCGACUUUGAGGGCACAUUCUUUGUUAACGACGACACAGAUGACGAUUAUGUGGGCUUUAUAUUCAGUUAUCAGAGCAAUCGCAAGUUCUAUGUGGUUAUGUGGAAGAAGGCCGCACAGACAUAUUGGGAAUCGACACCAUUCCGUGCGUCUUCGGAGCCGGGCAUACAGAUUAAGUUGGUCGAUAGCAUAACAGGACCUGGUUCAAUGUUGCGUAACAGUCUCUGGCACUCAGGCGAUACGCCAGAUCAAGUUAAGUUGCUGUGGAAGGACCCAGCGAAUGUUGGUUGGAAAGAGAAAACUUCAUAUCGCUGGUCGCUGUUGCAUAGACCGGCGAUCGGCCUGAUACGCUUGAGGAUGUAUGAAGGCGAACAUUUGAUCUUGGACUCGCAUAAUAUCUACGACUCUACAUUGAAAGGUGGACGCCUCGGCGUUUUCUGUUUCUCGCAGGAGAUGAUCAUUUGGUCGGACCUAAUUUACAAAUGCAACACGCGCGUUCCUGCCCUCAUUUACAACGAGUUGCCGCACCAACUCAAGCAGAAGGUGGAUGUGGAUAGAUAGGUAGUACCGAGCAGUAUUCCUAUACUGGGUGCUACCCCGUUUGGGUGAGCUUGGUUCCGCUGGAGUUGCUUGCCGUAGUACUUAAUUAACUUUUUUGUUGAAAGUAUUAUUGGUGUCAUGGCACCGAGCUUACUUUAAUACAUAUUAUUUGCAGAAAACAGCGAUACUAUCAUAACCGAGAAUGUUUUUAAAAUGUUAUAAUAUGUACUAUGUUCUUAUAA
Messenger RNA from Bactrocera tryoni, 3759 nucleotides. Its product is annotated as cartilage oligomeric matrix protein-like. Gene Ontology annotation, biological process: cell adhesion. Gene Ontology annotation, molecular function: calcium ion binding. The record is from RefSeq and is a predicted model, not a curated record. Gene Ontology annotation, cellular component: extracellular region. The coding region runs from base 374 to 3538 and encodes 1054 amino acids. Lineage: Eukaryota; Metazoa; Arthropoda; Insecta; Diptera; Tephritidae. The transcript is spliced from 16 exons.